CAUACACAAGGGACUCACAAUUGCUCUCAAAGUACGCCACAGUGAUCAAUAACCAUGAGCUCGUGUUUGUUGUUUUUGAUGGCAGUUUGCUUGGUGACUCCGUGUGCAGCGCAAGGACUUUCGUGGCUUUUUACGAGCAUGCAGAAUCCACCGUCAGGCCGCCAUAAUAUUCGUGAUUUAAGUGGCGCAAGUGACACCUCCCGUGAAGACCUUACAGAAGUGCUCUUUGAUCCUUAUAGAUACUUGCGUCUGUGCACCAACGACCGCGUGUGUGGGCGCGGCCAGUUCUGCGACCAGCACUACGGCGUGUGUCGGGACCACGUGACGGAGGGACACGAGUGUCGUCGGGACGCCAUGUGUGAGGGCGGAUACGACUGCAUGUUCGGCCUGUGCCAAAAGCGCAUCAAGCGUGGGCGUGAGGGCGCCAGGUGCCGCAAGGAGCGGGAUUGUGGAGCAGGGAUGUGCUGCGCCCGUCGCCAUGGAGAGCAGGUGUGUCAGCGGCGUGUGCCGUUGGGCCACAAGUGCUACGUCCCUGAGGGCGGCCUCGACUACUCCAUGAACCAGCUUUGUCCGUGCGAGAGCGGCCUUGUGUGCAAAUACACGGCUCAACAGCCUCCUUCCAGGCACCAGCUCAUGGCCCUCAUGUCGGCGCACGAGGACAUGCGCUGCGCAGCGCCCUCGCACCGCGUCGGCUGACGUGUCAAAAGAAUUGAACGUGCUG
Messenger RNA from Penaeus vannamei (Pacific white shrimp), 721 nucleotides. RefSeq names its product dickkopf-related protein 3-like. The record is from RefSeq and is a predicted model, not a curated record. NCBI's taxonomy places the organism in Eukaryota, Metazoa, Arthropoda, Malacostraca, Decapoda, Penaeidae. Gene Ontology annotation, biological process: multicellular organism development; negative regulation of canonical Wnt signaling pathway. Gene Ontology annotation, molecular function: co-receptor binding; receptor antagonist activity. Gene Ontology annotation, cellular component: extracellular region.